UUGUCAAGCAUGAGAAAACUUAAUUACACAAGUUUUGUUUUGUUAUAGAUGCACUCAGAAUUUAAUAAAUCAGCGGUGAGUGGCUUGCAGAUGUACUAAUUAAACGACGCGUUCGUUUUUAAAAAGGAAAAAAAAAUCCAUAUCAAGAUGCCGGCUACAUUUGGCUUGCUAUUUAAACACAAUGUUCAAAUCGAAUUGGCUCUAUGGAAGCGCACUGUAUUCGAAUGCAUUAUCAUAUUCAUAAUGCUGAUUGUAAUACUAGAAAAUCCCAUUUCACAUUCAAAGAGAUUGCUCUAUAGCCGCACCGAUUAUGAGGGAGACAGGACCAUCGUAUCCCAUAAGCUGGAUGAUCUUAAUAUACUCACGAGUCUGGUCGACUCAAAGCGGGAACAAACCAAAUACAAGCUAGCCCACUCACCCAAUACGAAAUUUGUGUCAGAAGUAAUCCAGGAAGUUGCUACAAAACUGGAAUUGAAUGGAUCCGUUGGUUUUGAUAACGCUGGGGCCUUACAAAAUCAAUUCGAUGAGCGCACCAUACUUGCCGGUGUGAUUUUUAAGAAUAUUGAUAUAGACGAUGAAAUGGUGCCAAAGGAACUUUCAAUUUCCAUACGAUUCCCCAGCGAAUUUCGUACGCUCAGCCCGUUUCUAACUGAAGAUCGUCUAUGGCUGACACGGUGCUCUGGCGUUGUAAAUCCAAAGCGGGAUAAUUCCAAGGAUUCCGAAAUUAAUCAGGAUAUUUACAUACGUGAAGGAUUCCUUCAGUUACAACAUCUAAUAUUUUUAGAAUGGUUCCACAAGCUUCGAACUCAAAAUCCUUCAACCGCUACGGAGCCUCGAACAGAAGUUUUUAAUGUACGACUCCAUGAGGCAGCUGAACGCUGCUCUACUAUGGACUUAUACACUGUUCCGUCUUUUCUAUUUAAUUUUCUCUUUCUGUUGCCAUUCAUAAAUAUCAUACGGAAUAUUGCCGGACAACUGAAGGACAACGUAAUGACGCAUCAAUGGCACUACGGAUAUCGGUUCAUGACACAAUACUGUUGUAUUGUCCUCGUGUUAAUGAUACGUCUCCUGGUUCUGGUACUUUUCGUGAUGCUUGUCACGUUUGUGUGGUGGUCAGUCGAAGAUGGCAUCUUUUCUGGAAUAGCAUUGAUUCUAAUGAUUCUCUUUGUGCUCAUCUUCACCUUCGAGCUGGUCAUAACGGCCAUCGUGUUUGCCAAGAUCUUUAAAAACGUAAUCAAUGCUGUGCUCUUUGCGAUCGUUAUUUGGCUGUUCAAUUAUGCCGUUUUUGGGGUUAUCCUGAAACGGUAUUGGGACGUACAUGGCCACUAUGCGCUCUUCAUACUGAUGGUAUUCUUUAGCAACCAAAUACCGUACAGCAUGCAACUGUUUCAUCGGAUCAUUGACGAGCCACAGACGAUCGCGGCCUAUGAUAUUGGUGCACUCUACAUAUCUGCCAUUGUCUGUGCAUUGAUAUACAUCACGUUGCUGGUCCUCCUGCAGUGGCGAAUGCCAGGACGUCUAAUCAGCCGGCGUAUGUUGUAUAAGCGGCGGCGCAAGGAAAUGGAAAUUGAUAAUACAUUAAUUCAUCUUGGACGAUUACCGAGCUGGCACAAUUUCGAGUUCGGCGAUGUGGGUAGCAAGGAAGUAAUCCGAUUGCGUCAUGUGUACACAACGCAUAGCACCUCGGAGCGCAAGAUAUUGAAGAACAUCUCAAUGCGCAUCUAUACGGGUGAGGUCUAUGUGCUUUUGGGUCAUAUUGGAUCCGGUAAGCUGACACUGCUGCGCGUCAUUUGUGGACUCAAGUAUGCGAUUCGCGGCUCGGUGCAUUAUAUGGGAGAGGAUUUUUAUAACGAUAUGAAGAAACAUCGAAAAUUAGUCGAUUUCCGCAGCGAAGAGAACGGCCUUUGCCCGCAUUUGUCGAUAGAGCAGACCAUUAACUAUCACGUGCGACUGAAGCUCAAUAACCAGAAUUCCGAUAGUUACAAUCUUGAGCGGAACAAGUGGAUUGCAAUCCUCGAGACACAUGUCGAUAAUCGUCGAACACGAAUUAACAAUCUCACCUAUGGGGAACGUCGUCUGGUCGCCCUUUGCUGCGCCCUGGCUGGCGAUACAAAGGUAAUCGUCUUCGAGGAGCCCACCCAGGACAUGACGGCACACGAGGCUCAGGUAUUUUGGAGCAUUAUAGCCAUGGAAAAGGAGGAGCGCGCCUUUAUCAUUGCCACAUACAGCAUUGAUGAGACCGAGGCCGUUGCCGACCGGAUUGGCAUCCUUAGCAUGGGUGUCUUGGAAGCCAGCGGAACUCCUUUCUUUCUACGUGCUAAGUUUAGUAGCUGCGUUGAGCUGGUGCUUAUCAAGAAACCACACGUGCCGGAUGCACCUAUCACAGACUUUAUUGCCCUGUAUAUACCGUCAAUUGAGCCCGAGAAUGAAAUCGGCGAUACCUUGACAUACAAGAUAGAAUCUGAACAUAGACCGGGAUUGCAGAGGAUGCUAAUACAUUUGGAGGCCGAACGCAAGAAGCUGGGCAUUGAGAAUAUACGAGUUGUGGGCUCCGAGAUGUCCGACAUAUACAUGAAGCUGGUCACAUCGUUUCGCCUGCAGCAACAGUUCAUACCCGACGUCACGCAAACCUUUAAAUAUGCCGUCGUAUCGAAGAAGCAAUUGCGAAGACAGCAAAUGCGCGCCAUGUUCUAUAAGAAAAUGAUCCAUUCGGCCCCGAACGUAUGGCCCGUUAUAAUGAUAUUUACUUGUUUUAUAUUGAUUGUGAUUAUAACGCGCCUGGCCAUGGUGUUGGAUGUUCCAAAUGCGAGAAGCAAUACGAUACCGAUUGGCUUUAUAGGCGAAGAGCAGUAUUUGAGAAACAUACCAGAUAUCAGGGAGUGCGGCUACAUUGACAUCAGAUCGGUGGGCAAGAUACCUACGUAUAAGAAGGCGAACGCGAUAUCGCGUACCUUUGAUGCGAACUCGUUUGCCUGCGAGAAGGGUAAAUAUAGAGAUGAUCUGGCCAAGAAAGGCAAACAGACCAGCCUGGGUGCCGUUGAGCAAAAUGGUGAACAGGACAUAAACGGUUACAUUAGCCAGGAUACAUUCCAUUCAGCGCCCAUGAUGCUUAAUCUACUGCACAACAUUAUAAUACAAUUAUCGUAUACGAAUAUGACAGACUUUAGGACCCUGGUAGAAAGCCAUCCGAUGCCCACGCCAUUAUCCAUGAAGAUCAAUCUGCUGGACAAUGAGAUAGCCCACAUCAAUGCACCACUGGCCAUUGGCUGUAUUCUGCCGUUGGUCGUAUCGGUUUUCAUCAUACCCCUGGUCGAGGAACAGAUAAGCCAGAUGCGCAUACUCCAGGUGAUCGCGGGCCUGGGGUUGCAGGUCUUCUGGGGUGUCAGCCUGCUUUGGGAUUUUUUCACAUACUUUAUCUAUUCGGUUAUUAUUGUGAUCAUUGUGGCCUGCACUAACAUUGGUGACUUUGGUAUCUAUGAGAACCUGCUCCUUCUACUGCUCAUCACCGUCUACGGCCUGGCCGCCCUGCCUAUCACCUAUGUGCUAUCCAUGUAUGUGAACAGGUCAAUUGUGCGCGCAUUUCUUGCCUCUGUUGUCUUUCAAAGUCUCACGGGACUUGUGCUCUACAUUGUUUACUGGGACGUUGCCAAUAGCAAUGUCAUAUUCUUCUAUGGUGCCUGCAUGUCGCCCGGGUUUGCCCUUCUCGAUGGGAUUAGCAACAUCUAUAUACGCUGCCUGGAGAAGCGUUUGUGUCUGACCAAGUGCGAUGCACUUGAAAGUUGCACACCUCAAAAUAUGCAUGAGCUGGUGCCCCGCUGUGAUUUUGACACUUACUUCAAAUGGGCCGAUCCUGGCAUUUUACCGGCCUUAACUUUCAUGAUGCUAGCGGCACUGAUUGCACUACUCCUAAUAUUCUGGAUCGAGUUGCAUCGCAAGGAAAAGAAGUUUCAUACCUCAAAAAAACUACUUGACAUGCGCACCGCUACCUAUCAUUUCGAUGAUAGCGAUGUGGCCGAUGUGAAGCAGAAGAUUGCCGAUGCGGACAUGAGUAAAUGCAAGCAAUCGGUGUUUCUGGUCGAUCAGGUUGAGGGCAAGAUACCGGUCAAGGGCAACAAGGUCAAUACGGUAUCGUUUGCGCUAAACAAAUAUAUGAGCAUGGGCAUUUUUGGGCCCCGCAACUCGGGUAAAAGUCAUCUAAUACGGCAGCUGGUGGGCGUAGAUGGAUUUGCCUUUGGCGAGAUCUAUGUAAGGGGCCUGGACUUCAAGUACGAUCUGGACACCAUACAGGGCUAUGUCGGCUACUGUCCUCAGCAUAGUGGCUUGCUCGACGACCUAACGCCACGCGAGCAUAUCCGGCUCUUGUGCAUGAUACGGGGCGUGACGGAGCACAAGAUUAGUGAGAAAAUGCAUGAUAUUUGCCUUAUGCUCAACAUGACCGGCUGGAUGCAUCGCAAAUGCGGCUCCCUGACACCGGAGAAGCGCCGCAAGGUGAACGUUGCACUCUCGCUGGUCGCCUACAAUAAGAUAUUCAUACUAGAUGAGCCCACCUGCGGCAUGCCGUCGACUACUCGUCGCGAAAUCUGGAACAUAUUGCGCUACUUACGCUACUGCGGCAAGACAAUUAUAUUUUCGACAAACGAUGAGCUGGAGUGCAAGGUGCUUGCCGACUUUAUAAUACUAUUCCAGGACAGUGAAAUGCUCGCAAUUGGCAGCAUGCAGUACCUGCGCUACAAGUACAGCCACGGUUUCUAUCUGGAGGUGCGGCUUGUACGUGAUGGAGCCACCGUACAGGAGUCGGAGGCCAACCUGCGCAAGGAUGUUGACAAUUUGGCGCGAUUCAUUAACUUUCUACAUGAUAAAUCGGAAUUGGUCGGCCGUUUGCAUAACUGGUUCAAGUAUUAUAUACCUGUGGGCCACAUAGUCUACUCGUUUCUUUAUGGCGCCAUGGAGAAGAACAAGGUGCGCCUAAAUGUGAACGACUAUUGCAUCUAUCAGGCGAACAUGAAUGUUGUCAUUGCCCAGGUGCAGGAAACGCGGGCCGCACUGAAGCGUGGCUUGUCGGAAACGGACACGCCAGUAAAUGAGACUGCAGAGAGAACAGAUAGAGGUUACUCAGGUCCACUACACUAUACUCGCUAACGAAGCGGCAUGAGCAUAUUUAUUUUAUAUCCUUUUCUACGUCAAACUAGCUACGCAUGACUGUAAGCUGAUGUUUUGUAAAUAUAAAUUGAGGGUUUUGGGUUGUGAGCAGCACCCGGAACUUCGGUUUACCGUGGCAAGUUGGUACGAACCAAUGCCUCGACAUUAUGUUUGGUUUCCGGAUCGGGUGCUUCACAUCUGUGAACCCAGCG
Molecule: messenger RNA, 5351 nt
Organism: Drosophila novamexicana
Lineage: Eukaryota; Metazoa; Arthropoda; Insecta; Diptera; Drosophilidae
Product: ATP-binding cassette sub-family A member 2
Exons: 12
Coding region: 148-5139 (1663 amino acids)
Biological process (GO): lipid transport; transmembrane transport
Cellular component (GO): intracellular membrane-bounded organelle; membrane
Molecular function (GO): ABC-type transporter activity; lipid carrier activity; ATP binding
Source: RefSeq, a predicted model, not a curated record